Penicillium cinerascens is the source of this 831-nucleotide messenger RNA. RefSeq names its product LYR motif-containing protein. The coding region runs from base 1 to 831 and encodes 276 amino acids. The transcript is spliced from 3 exons. The record is from RefSeq and is a predicted model, not a curated record. Lineage: Eukaryota; Fungi; Ascomycota; Eurotiomycetes; Eurotiales; Aspergillaceae.
AUGCCUAAGUUGGUGACACCAAGUCGCUCGGGGGUUCAUCGCUUUGCUUGUUUGGCGCUCUACCGAGCUCUUCUCCGACAAUGUUCUCCUUCGGCCGGUAGCCAACCGUGGCUGGCCGAGACCAAGUCUCUCGUCAUGGAAAGAUUUCGAAGAUACAAACAGCUUCAGAGUCCUUCUCAGGCGGCGAAUGCUUUAAAGGCCGGAUACAAGACCCUAGAUUUGCUUGAUUCGGCAUCAAUAGGCAACAAGCAAGAUUCAGAACAGAUAAGCACGAUUCUUGCGCAAGCCAAAUCCGUGAAGGAGCAGUUCGCAGCCCAACAAAGGAAAAAGGCGAAGAUGAAGAAACCGUUAUCGCCACUAGAGGAAAGGAAGUUGGAGACGAUUCGCUCUGAGCUCGAAACUUGGGAACGGAAUGCAGACUCCCCAUCGAUCUUAAACCGCCCACGGCCUGUGAGCGGGAGACGAAAAGUACCGGUUUUGGUCAGUGCGCGUGGAGUGCCAUUCUUGCGCAUCAAAAAGCCACAGCCGAAAAAUCUAAGUGGAGUUAUCCGAAAUAAGCUGGAGAAGCGCUGGCAUCGGAUUGAAGUGCGAGAGAGGUUGCAAGCGGAUCUUCUUUUUGCCAAGGAUCAAGAUGUCUGGGAUCGCAUAACGAAUACCAAGGACGAAGGUGCAUGGGCUGAAGAGCCCAAACUUGCUCUAGAUGACAUUUGUGAAAAGAUUCGGGAUUCCGAUAGGAAGAAUCGCGAAUUGGCCGAGAGCAUGUGGAAGGUUGUCCUCAAAGAACGAGAAGCACUUGUGGAAGAAGAGAAGGAGAGACAGACACAGGCUUAG